Molecule: messenger RNA, 1149 nt
Organism: Drosophila sechellia
Lineage: Eukaryota; Metazoa; Arthropoda; Insecta; Diptera; Drosophilidae
Gene: RabX4
Product: RAS oncogene family member RabX4
Exons: 4
Coding region: 218-859 (213 amino acids)
Molecular function (GO): GTPase activity; GTP binding
Source: RefSeq, a predicted model, not a curated record
GCUGGAACAGCUGCGAGCAGCAACAAACAAGCCAGGCCAGCGGAUACAUAAACAAGCACAAGCUGCAACCCGCUACUACCCCUCGUAGCCAAAACGAACCACCACCACCACUUGCACCACCCAACUACCAAUAACAACAACGCCAGCCCAUCUGUAACUGAAAACCUCCGCAGUUAAUAUUACAAUUCCUAACGAAAACUCCGCCAGCUCCGUCAACAUGGCACUGGACUUUGUGGCCACCUAUAAAGUUCUGGUGCUGGGCGACUCCAAUGUGGGCAAGACCUGCAUCGUCCACAGAUAUUGCGAUGAAAAAUACUACGACACAUACAUCUCAACGAUAGGCAUAGACUUCAAGCAGAAGCUGAUUAACCUUGAUGGCGUGCCUAUAAAGCUGCAAAUCUGGGACACGGCUGGCCAGGAGAGAUUCCGGACAUUGACCACGGCGUACUAUCGGGGCGCCAUGGGCAUCCUACUCAUGUACGACGUGACCAACCUGGAAAGCUACAACAACCUGUCUUACUGGUUACGCAACAUACAGGAGAACGCUUCGCCGGACGUGGUUAAGGUGCUGGCGGGCAACAAAUGCGAGUGCUCCGCCACCCAGCGCAUGGUGGACAAGGAGAGGGGCGAAAAGAUUGCCGAAAACUUCGAUAUGCCCUUCUUCGAGGUGUCUUGCAAAUCCAACAUCAAUAUCGAGGAUGCCUUCCUGUCGCUGGCCCGUAAAAUCCGCGAGCAAAGGGAGCGACGGGGGGACAACUUUGAUAACGACGAGAGCAAAGACAAGAAAUCACCCGGCUCCAAUGGCCUAGGAACCUUCAGUCUGGGCAGCCUUUCCGGCGAGAAUCGCUGCACCUGCUAAAUACUGAGCGAUGGAUUACGAUGCGAUCGCAACCGCAAACCGCAGAACCUGAACAAGUUGUCCAAAGCUAUUGAGCGUUGUAGCAUUGUGGCCAAGUUCGCGAACGGGCCACCUUUUAGAUGCUGCCUGCAUUAAAGUGAAGCGUUCAGAUUGUGCAUUUUAAGGUACACUUAGUCCAAGAGAAGAUAGCAUAAAUGUUUUAGCAUAUUCCAGCAAAUACAUAACGGUCGAUUCCAAUAAUUAUAAUAUAAUGCUAAAUAUAAACACAUUUAUACUCGUAAGAAAUGAAA